Penicillium crustosum is the source of this 207-nucleotide messenger RNA. RefSeq lists its product as uncharacterized. The record is from RefSeq and is a predicted model, not a curated record. NCBI's taxonomy places the organism in Eukaryota, Fungi, Ascomycota, Eurotiomycetes, Eurotiales, Aspergillaceae. The transcript is spliced from 2 exons. Bases 1 to 207 code for a protein of 68 amino acids.
AUGCCUCGUGGAAGACCCAAGGUUCUCGUGUCUCCAUGCAGGUUCUGCAAAAUGGAGUUCAAGCGAGUGGAACAUUUGCAGCGACAUGAGCGCAUUCGUGGGUUUUAUCUCUAUCCCCAAUUGUUCCUUAUACUCAGGAAAAGCCAUUUUCUUGUGACUGUGGAAAGAAAUUUUAUAGACGGUGAUUCAUUAAUUCCUCGGGGGUAG